Messenger RNA from Blastomyces dermatitidis ER-3, 9875 nucleotides. Its product is annotated as extracellular salicylate hydroxylase/monooxygenase. The record is from RefSeq and is a predicted model, not a curated record. NCBI's taxonomy places the organism in Eukaryota, Fungi, Ascomycota, Eurotiomycetes, Onygenales, Ajellomycetaceae. Gene Ontology annotation, molecular function: monooxygenase activity; FAD binding. The transcript is spliced from 5 exons. The coding region runs from base 7665 to 9086 and encodes 473 amino acids.
GGGAGCAAAAAGAAUCGUAAAGAAGAUCCGAUAUUAUCAAAAUAUAUUUAUAAAUCCCAAAACAGGAAGAGUGGAGAGUGUGUAUCACAAAAUUUGUACAAAAUAGAGAGGCGGGCAAAAUAGAGGGAAAAAGGGGGGGGGGGGUGGGGACCAAGCUCUUAUGUAGGCCAGUCCAUUCCGGCGCAAAGCUUGCUCAUCUCCUAACAAGCUGCAACAAGCUGCAGCCAUAGCAGCUCGCCAUUGUUUGCCUCCCCCAUAUCGGAUAUGAGACUUGCGGGUUUCAAAGCGUGGGCUGUGGCCCUGUGGGGAACUUCCAAGGUUGCGGCGGGGCGCCAAAACGAAGAGACCUGGGCAUUUAACGACGACCGCUGACGGCGCUGAGAGCUCGUAAACCGGAGUGCUAAAAGUGAAGAACAACGCGCCUUUUCGGACGAUAGUAGACGCUAGACUGAGUUCGCGAUGGGACGAGAAAUUUCUCAGAAUUCCAGUAGCUGGAGAGAAGGAGUUGAACCGCCAAUCGCCAGGUCAAGGGGGGACCCAACCCCACACUGAACCGCCGAAGAGCCCGCCUCUCCAUUGUGCAGGGUCCUUGUUGCCGAAGUUCUGCUCCGGCGAGAAACGGAGGCGUUCUCAUGAUCUUAAAAGUUGGAAGGCUCAAGCAACGAACAACAAAUCGCUGACUCUCACAUGAAUAAAACGCAAACGUGCGACCUUCUGUUUAAAGGAAGGGUGUUCAGCCCAUGCACAAUAUAUGAUGAUUAUUAUUAUUGCCAUGCUGGAUGCGGAUUAUGAAGCUCUAUGCAAUGAGACAAAAUUUCAUCCGGGUGUUUGGGUGCGAAUGCCGAGAGCCGGGCCUGUACCUGAAAUAUUUUUUUUGCCCUUUGAAUGCAUAGUACCGAGAUGUAGUUGUUAUCUCUCAACAUACGCAGUAAGCAUAAAAACUGCCGCUGUUCAUAUUUGGAUCAUUAUUAUUGAUUUUGUGAGCCUGUUCGCCAUCUAAUAAACUUGCGGAAAAAAUCAAUAAUUCUAAAUGUUUGCAAGAGGGUCCAAGGGCGCAGGAAUUUGCCAAGCUGGUGAAAUUACCUCGGGCUGCGGCCGAUUGUUCUCCAGGAGGACGGUUGGUGGAUGGUGUUCGGUACCUAGGUACCUUGAUACCCCAAACAUGUAAGGAGAAUUAAGUUUUGUGUGGGCCACUGGAAUAAUUUUGCGUGCUGGUUUUCAGGCUGCUUCGUGGAUUACUGAUGAUUUGCCCUGGAAGCACCUCUUGAGACUCGCUAAUUCAGGUCAUGAUGCCUUGUGCUCUAGAAGCUUCAAUGUAAUAAGUACUGAGCAGUUUCUCAUAUGGUCUACUAAUUGCCCGAUCUUGGAAGUUCGCGGAAAGUUGAGAUCAUGGGGUAGCCAGAAUUUGAUUAUUUAUGGCCAAAGUAGUUUUUGCUUUCGGAGUUUUGCGUUUGUUCGGGCUUGCGCGGUCAGGUGGCCAAACUGUGGGACAAAACAGGUUGUUUCGUCCAACCUUGGCUCAGGAAAUCCUUGUUGUUGGACUCUCGAGUUGGGUUUUCGAGAUCGAGAUGCCUGCAACGACCACACAAAAGUCCGGGGUCGGACGCUUAACUACUUCCUUUCAGCCCUAGAUUUUAACCAUUUGCCUGAAGGCUGAGACUGAGAAAACGAAGCGGCCAGCUUCGGGGUUCCCCAAUAUUCUGCGUCGGGCAUUCCUUUAUCGGCGGUCAUCCUCUCAAGCCAAUGUGGCACCCAUUCGGGCAAGUCUUCUGGGUUGUUCAUCUAGGCUAGGAAAACCUAAGCCAUCGUUAGCUACCGAAGAAGUUUUGGCUAGCCUGCUUUGGAGAUCCAUUGCUCCCAUGCGACUGGCCAGCUCAAACCCUUCAAUUACGAGGGGUGAUACUGAUUAGUAAAGCGGGGGAGGGGCAGGAUUUUCAAUGAUAAGAAGGAACAUGGUCAGACUUGCAGAUUCGUUGGUAGCCGUCACUCCCUAUGCAAUGAAAGGAAAUAGUUAUUUAUAUCAGUUGGAUGCUAGAAUCCUGUUGUUUUGUUCGACGACGUACGUUGGUAACCUCGAAAUCCCCGUGAUCUGGCAUGCCCUAAUCGUCCGCGGUUAGUCCCGUAUGCUGGACUUGAUGGCCUUGUCUUCAACCUCAUCGGAAGACGACUCUCAAACUGUUGAAUUUGUGCUGUAGAGUUCGUGGGAUUUCCAAUGGUUCCGCCUCUCCUUUGCCCUGCCUCUAGCGCCUCCCGCCACGCGAUUGUUCCUUCUGGAACACUUAUUAGUUAAUGGAGCAACGAGCUAGGUAGCUCACUUUAUUCAUGGAGCUUGGGAUUGCUCCACAUUGCUUCGCCGCCGAAUACUUUCCGCCCCAAAGAUGGGGACGGGGACUUCAUUUUUUGUGCCCCAUUGUUAUCCCCCUUCUUGCUAUUUAUUUUAUUUUUAUUUUCAAAGACCUCGAACAAAGGCUGUCAGUUUUCUCUUGGAUCUCCUUCCAUCGUUUUAAAAUUUAAGUUUACCAAAUCUGAUAAACACUGUAUAUACGCUUGGUACCUACCCGGAUGGUUCCCCGAUUCCACCAGGAGAUAAAAAGUUAAAAGUGGCUGCGGAAAGUCCUGCACUUUUCUGGUUGCUCUUCACUUAUGAUUGCUCAGGGGUGGGGUGAAUUCAACUUGGAGUUAUGACUCUAUCACACCAAGGAAGCACCUGAAGUCCUUGGUUCGUUAGAAUAUUUCUCUCGGAUUUUUUUUGGCGUCGAACACCCCGUCUCGGAGAGCCACGUCCAAAUCGAAGAUGAGUCAAAUAAUUUCUGAGAAAGUAUCAGAAAGUGAUAAUUAGCCUUGACGUCAAUCUGAAGUUUUAGUCUGCCUGAACUCUGGCCAUCAAAAUCCCGGAGAGCAUCGCAAGCGUGCUUCGAAGUUUUCGGAAAUCUUCCGUUCAGGCCGUCUAACGGGCACGCUACCGCGAAAGACAACAGAGUUGUGCUGUCAGGUGAGCGACUUGUGUUCUUUUUUGCCUCUAUCGAGUCUACCAAACCAAAAAAAAACCUGUUUUGAAUAUAGCCCUAUCUAUUGGGCACGCCUGGACAAUGCGGGAUUGAAAUAACCAUCACCACCCCUGAGCGGACCCCGCGCGGCCUGACGGACUACCCGCCUGCUUGUUCUCCCUCUCCCUCGCAGAACGGCAUGCCGCUGAUCUAGACUCAUUGCUCAGCGCUCGCCCAGGUAAAUCCCAAGUGCUAAACAAACGAGCUUCCUCUCUUGGGAAUGUACACGAUUAGGGCAUUUUUAGUUUAACUAACGAAAUGAUGACCAAUGCGUCAACAAUCCUUACAUUACAUCACCUGUCUGGUAUUUUCUUUUUGUUCUUGGAAUGAGAGGGAUAAAAACCCACAGACUACGAGUAGAGCACACCAAUAUACUAAUACGAAUCCCGGGAGGGAUUCGCCGACAACUUUUGAUCAAGGCGGGAUAAGGCGAUAACUGCAGUCACAGUCAGUGAGUGAUAAAUAAAUAAUAAUAAAAUUUCUCAGAAUCGAAUCCUUGCGGGGAAGCCGGGGUUGGGUUGCGGAGACAGUCGGGAUAGCAGACUAGCUUGGCUGGGAAUAUCUCGGCCGAGGGCGCCCAGAAAGCAACCAUCCGAUAUCUGUUCGUUUGCCUCUAGGGUGAUAAUAAUAAUUAUUUUUUUCUCCUUGCGCUUCUUGCCGGGGCGUCCAUCAUGUGGGGCUUCCGCAAUCGUUUCCUUCCAUGCUGAUAUAAGACAGCAUAGCUAACUAACUAUACAAAAGGAUGUAGCCCGCCAGCUUUCAAUCUGUUACUUAGAUGUUGAUUCCCAGCACAAUUGCCGUGAUAAUUAACCAACGGCUUAGAUCAUGUUAUUUACACACAGUCCGGGGUCAUUUGUAACGGAUGUGACAUCGCAGACCACUAGCAUGCGACAUAUAUCUACAAUCUUCACAUACUACUUCGAGGAGCCAUCCUAGUUUACAACCUGAUGGAAGGGAGAGCCAAUAUCCUCAGUCAUCACGCGCUCCAUACAACCUCUGCCUCGUUCAAGUGGUGGUCCCAAAUUAGCGAGUAGAAAUCCGUUGUGCAGAUUUACGGGACAGAGAUGUUUACGUGCCAUGAAACUUAUACCACAGGGGGAACAGCAUAAAAAACUUUUUCAAUCUUGAAAUAGGGGUAUCAGUUACUAAUUGGUACCUUGAGCAGAACAGUAAUAUAACAAACACCCAGAGCUGGAGGGGGAGUUGCAACAAAGAUACCAACUUCUCUAGCCUGAUCCAUUUCCUCUAGAACAUCCUCCACACUUCGAAGAAGAAUAAGCCAUCUAUAGCAAAAUCUUCCUCCCAGCCUCCAGCUCACCUAUUUCCUUACGCAAUUGAGCGCGUUUCCGUCUCAAUUUGGGAUCUUCUCCAGCGAUUUCACUAAGUUGUUCUGCGGACAGGCUUUGGACAAAGGCUGGGGAGAAUUGCUUGAGGGGUGUCUGUCGACCAGCGAUGAGAUGGUAAUCUACCGCUUGCAUGCACACGCUGUCCACGAAGCGUUUCCGAGCUACUCUAUAGUACGAUUUCAAGAUAUCAUGGAGAUCGCGGACGGUAUGCUCGAGGUUACUCAUAUGGUUCUGAUGCACGAUAUCCUGGAGUCGGACGACUGUUCCGUGAGCACGGUCGCUAAUUGCAUGUUUUUGCAUCGCGGUCUCUAUCCGUUUCUGGCGGCUGCAAACAAUGUCAGUAUGUCACACCAAUAUGAACUUCGGGGAGUGGGGAAGGCAUGCCAUUUCUCAAGGUUGUCGUUGAAAUAGUGAUUAAGCGUCAUGGGAAUGCCAUCUCUUUCCACACACAGGAGGAAUUUAACCUGGCGUAGAGACCGCUGGUAUAUCUCAACAAGCGGAUCCAUCAGAAGGGACAGUAAACGUUCACGGACCGGCCGAUCUUUGCAAACCGAUUCCAGUACUUUUAGGAUAAACGAGUGGACUGCACAUAUCAUGUCGCUGACGUAACCGAGCGCAAGAAUUUCCCAGUUGACGGAUUGUUUCUUUACGAUCGGCGACAGAACUGACGGGUUAAAUGUGCCAAUUUCGAAACCACGGCUAUUGCGGAAUGUAUCUCUCAGCCAUGUCAAAAUGUGUGUUUGGAAAGCAUGCUGAACAGUUGUUGGGGGCGUAAGAAUGUCUUCAAGGCCCUCAGGGUCUUUUAUAGACCUACUCGUCGGACCCUGGUUUCCCUCUUCGCGAGCAUCUUCGCCUCCAGAUUCACAUUGAUCCCCAUCGAUCACCUCCCCGGAUUCAUCUUCUCCAUCCGCACUGGAAACAAAGGCAUAUCGAUGUCCCCAAUGCUCCAUGUCCUCAGAAAACCUGUCAUUUCUGUUCACCAAAAUAGUGGGAAGCUUUGUGGACGGCUCUCGAUCGAAUAUAUCAUUGCCACCGUAAUCGGAAGCCAAUGCGAGAAAUGAUAUGUGCUGAACCUUGGUGAUUAUGUCAAGAAGAUACUUUCGUUGGCUGUCUGUAGAGUCCCUCUCUGGGCCUAGGGACGCUAGCGCGUCUUUCUUGCGAGCAAGAGCUUUGCUGAUCUCGGACUUCACCUACUCGAAGUUAUAUCAGUAGUAGACCCUUUAUUUAGUUAUUUAGACUAGUGAAAACUGACAUGGGGAAAUUCCCGGCGGAUAUGCGAGGUAAGAAUCUCCUGGAGCCGCGUGCGCAACGAAUUGAUUCCAACUUUAUCCUCAUCAAUCGUGUUCCAGGGAGAUGUCGACCUGAAGAAACUUUCUUCAGCCUUGUCGCGAUCCUGUGUGCCGUCGUCGAGAUCCUGUUGGCCCUGAUUUCGUACUAAACUCCAUCCCAUCUUCCAACUCGAUUCCUUUUCCAACAGAUGAAUCACUUUUUUUUCGGCGCCCUUGUCAACAAGGUCUGGCUUCUUAAGCCGGAUGUAGUAUUUUUGAAUAUACCUGGAACGUCGAUUAUGCUUAGGUGAUCUUCAUCGGGACCGCAGACCUCCAGCCUAAGAACAUCGGUUGAAAAUGUCUUACCAGAUGUGUCCAGUGAAUCGCUUAACCCCAUGACCCCGUUUACCUAUUAAUGUUAUCCAAUCAGUCGGCAAUAGUUCAGAGUGCACAUGGCAAAAGCGAACUCACUUUAGCCAUGAUGUUCGCGAAAGAAGGCCGGUUCAGUUCUGGAAGAUCGACAAUUCCCCAGGAACGGACAUGUUCGGCAUGUUCAAGGUUCGCAUCUGCACCAGGUAUAAUCGACACAGUAAUUCUCUUCUCCUCCGCCCUCCGAAAGGUGAUUUGAGUUGCGAAUCUUGUGCAGAGGCCACUGUCGCGAGGAAAUGGUAACUUUGUCAGGCCUUCAAGAACCGAGCUUUUACCAGACGAUUGAUCUCCAACGACAACUAGUUGAGGCAGAGCAAUAUGGCUCCCCACAUUACAAGCAAACAGUUUAUCAAUUUUGUCCAGCAGCGUAGGGUCGGAGAGCUUAUGGUAGGCGCCGGAUUCCGACUCCAUUCUGACGGAUAACAAAGUCCAAGGCUUCAGUCUCUGGAUACUAGAUUGAUGUAGCAGGCCUGGGGGAAAAGGUGGUAUAUAUAGACAAAUUCAUGUCUUCCAGAUCCCAUAGAGUCCAAUAAACUGGUCUAGAGGAAUUCCGGGCAAAGUCCACUGGAUGCUUCUGAGGAUCACCACAGCUGAGAAUGAAUAGCUGUUGAUAUUGAUGAUAAAGAAAUAUCUGUGAUCCUUCUUAUGCAGCAGCUGUAGCAUCCCAUUUAUUGGACUUUAUCAAAGGAAUCAUUUGCAUCUGUAACUUGGCCAUCUCACUGGAGGGAGGUGAAUUGUCAUGUACCAGCGGAAAUUGGCUGGGUCAUAAGAAAUGUCUAAAGGAGAUGCCAUCUGUUGACAUAACAGCUUCAGCCAUGCAGUAAUGCACUUUCAUGCUUCACUCAUUGAAGGCAAGCAACAAAAAGGAGUGCAAUUCAUUAGUGUAAAUUGCAAUUGCCCAGCAUCUAUUGCAGGGAUUGACCCAACUCUUUGGCAGUUUCAUUGUGCCCAUCUCCAUGGACAGCUCCAAACAGUCUGGUCCAAAGUUUAGACAGUACAUUUUUUAGCGAGCCAACAUAGUCAAAGACAGUCAUGACAGCAGAUAGAGCCUUUCUUGGUUGCAGGGUGGUGUCUGCAUGGAUGAAACAAAGAACAAAGAGAGGUAGGUAGGGUAGGUUGUGGUUGAUAUCUUUACUAGCGCCAUAUCAACAGUCCGGGUGUCCACGAUCGGUAUUUCUGCUGCCUAGCCGCUAAUCUUGAGUUGUAUGCCACCUCGUACGGAGUUCACGCUCAGUUCGAAACAUCAACUAUCUAGACUGGGUAGAGAAGGUCUGUAUAGGAUGUUCUCUUCUCUCGAUAAUUACUGAAGCCUGGCCGAAUGGCUAAAAAUAUGUGGCUUUUCCUUGCAUGACUAUGACGUUUGUUUGCCCGACUGUCACGCAGAAUGAACACGAGCAUGAUAUUGAUUCCAUCUCAGGCAGCAAAAUUAACAGUAGGAUAUGGAAGAAUGCGGCGGCUAUAUAUACCAUCAUCUGUUCAGGGCAGCAUCUUCCCAAUGCGCCCGCUGAAUUUCGGGUCUCAACGAUAGUCUAUCCAGUGUAUUCAUCGCCUACUUCUCCAUUUCGCUAUCAAAAAUGAAAAUCGCCAUCAUCGGCGCAGGCAUUGGCGGAUGCGCCGCCUAUCUCUCCUUGAAGAAGCGCCUCCCAAAGCCCCCGUCCCCAUCUCAGGACCAUGAAUACACCAUCUAUGAAGCCUACGCUACCCCCCGGGACUUCGAAUCCCCCCAUCCGCUAGGAGAGACCCAUUCUGCCUCCCUCGUUGUGGGCGGAGGUCUUGGCGUGGGUCCCAACGGACUCAGGGUCCUCCAACGGCUGGAUGAAGAACUCUUCCACGACGUUGUACGGGCCGGGUAUCCCUAUGGCACCCUGAAGUUUAUGAACUCGUAUGGCUGGACGCUGAUGCGGAUGUCUACUCGUGGCGGUUCUGACCCGGAGAUUAAUUCCGUUUCCAUGAGCAGACAUGCGAUUUGGAAGACUCUACGGAGUCGCAUUCCGGAUGGCGUUCUUGUCAAUAAGCGUGUUAUGGAGGUUGUGGCUAAUGCGGAUGGACGAAAUAUCAUCAAGUUUGCGGAUGGGAGUCCAGAUGUAGAGGUCGACCUUGUAAUCGGCGCGGAUGGCUUGAAAAGCGUGGCAAAGAAGGCACUGUUUCCCGCGGAAGGGCAGGAUCUGUACCCCCCACAUUAUCAAGGCAUAGUUGGUAUCGGUGGCUUCGUGCCCCUAGCCGACAUCAGCUCACACGUCGAAGCAGGCGCCAUGAAUAUUGUGUUUGGAGGGAACGGGUUCUUUGGCUACUCUCCCUCAGACACAGAUGCUGAAGUCCCUAACCGACACAUACCACAGGGAGUCUUGCCUCCUGGAAAGACCGUUAUGUGGUGGUCUAGCUAUGCCAUUGACGACUGUCCCAAUCCCGAAACCAUCAAUAAAGAAGCCGUAAAACAGGACCUGCAGAAACGACAUGGCGACUGGCGAAAUCCUGUAAUCCAGAAGAUCAUCAACAGCGUCGAAGUCGAAACAAUGUACCCGGUGUGGACAACCCCUGAAUUGCCAACAUGGGAGCGUAACGGGGUUGUGCUGAUUGGAGACGCGGCGCACACCUUACCCCCGACUUCAGGUCAGGGAACAUCGCAGGCACUGGAGGAUGUAGAGUGUUUCUCGAUGUUCUUGGCCUAUUAUUUGAGCCAAGGAUACGACCUUAAAUCUCCAACGGAGACGGAGGCGUUGGCGGAAAAGGCUGCUAUUUCGCAGACUUCGAAAAAAUAUAUGGAAAUCCGCCAGCCGCGGGUUAAGGAUAUUCUCAACAAGGCGAAACGGAUGGAGAAUAAGAAGAGAAACUUGACUAUUUUUGAAGAAUGGAUCUUGUACAUAGUACUUUUUAUCGUUGGCUGCAUGCCAACUCUACCUUGGUCGAAAAACUUGUUUGCUUAUGACGUUGCGGAAGAUGUGAACCGUGUCAUCCAGUCAGAGAAACAAAAGAAGCCGGAAAAAGGCAAGAUGUAGGACUAUCCAUGGGUAUUCAGCGCUUCUCGUGGAUUAGAUCAGCACCACCACCGUAAUUUUAUCUUUAAUGCUCCUCCCUGUUUCCCUUCUCUGAUCUAUCCAUUAUUUGACCCUUCUCCACUCACAUACAUCGUCAAAUGUCCUAGCACAUCUCUAUUUAAUUACAUUAUACCCUUUUGAAUUUUUCUAAUUUCAUUUUGAACACCCCCUAUCCUGCACUUUUUGAAAAAUCAAAAAUGUACUUGCAAGUAGCAAUCCAAAUGGUAAAAAUGAAUACUCACGAUGCUCCACCUCUCUCUCUCUCACAAUGUGCAAAAGAAAACAAUAACAAGAAUGAAAAUACCUCUGAUACCCGUUAUUUCCCGCUGUAGUCAAUUACACUACAUAGCAUAAAACCAUCGACCUGCAAUCCUCGACGAAAACCAUAUACAUCACAUCCCGCGACAUGGGAAUGAGGCAAUCAUUGAACAAGAAAUCAGAAUGAAAAGAAAAGCAAAGCAAAGCAAUGAAAACAUUCAUUGUACCAUCUCUUUCUCUCUGGUCAGAUCAUACAUCUACAUAAACAGACCAAGUAAAACAUCACAACAUUCAUCAGCAUUUCUCAUUAAAACAAAGAAAAUCAUAAAACAUAAACAACGGCAUAAAGAUAAACAUAGAAAUAAUAUAUAAGGGGAAAUGAAAAUGAGAAAAGAAACGAUGAAAACUCCCAACAGGAUCCACCUCCCUGCCAUCUACAUCCACUCCAUUUCCCCAUCCACACAGCAGCUCUGUAAAAAAGAAAAAGAAAAG